Adineta steineri is the source of this 1038-nucleotide messenger RNA. The record is from the annotation of a GenBank genome assembly. NCBI's taxonomy places the organism in Eukaryota, Metazoa, Rotifera, Eurotatoria, Adinetida, Adinetidae.
AUGUCAAACGAUACAUUGGUGUUAAAUAUGAGUAUUGAAACAUCUCUUACACGUCUGAUCAAACUGGUUCUAUUCGCAACUCCACUAGGACCGUCACUUUUGUGUUCAAUCUACAUAAUGAUAUGUUUCGUUUCUGAAAGUAAACUACGUCGUCAUAAUAAUCAUGUUAUGAUUGCCAUCAUUAUUAUUGAUUUCAUCGAGCUCAUCUUCGAUCUUACUGCUAUAACUCUGCCUUAUUUACAUACGGGUCGUGUCUACAAUUUAUCUGUUUGUCUCUACUGGGUUACAGGUAAUUAUGCAUUACAAGGUAUAGCCGCUUGGCUUAUGGCAUGGGCAUCUAUCGAUCGAUACCUUCUCAUCUUUCACCAUCGUCUUCGAACUACAUUCAUCAGACAUGAUUUACCACUCGCAAGCAUUUGUAUUUUCAUUGUUAGUUGGUAUACUACUAUUACAUUGACACAUCCAUGUAGUGAAAAUUGGUUCGAUGAUACUAAGUUUCUAUGUGGUGGACCAUGUUUUAAUAGUAGCGCCAUCAUAACUACCAUGGACUGGAUUCUUAUUGUACUCACACCUGCACUACUGAUUAUUUUAGUCAAUUCAUUUCUCCUCGGUAGAGUGCUAUUUCAAAAAUGUCGAUGUCAUUCAGGUGUUAGGAGACGUUUACUGACGUGGCGUAAAACAAGAAAAUUACUUAUUCAACUACUUAGCAUUAUUUUCACCUUUCUCAUCACACAAGUGCCUUUAGUUAUUCUCUCACUUGUACAAAUAUCCUUCGCACCCGAUUUUCUUGCUGAUAUUUCACUUAUCUGGCUCUAUUAUAUGCCCUAUUUGAUUUAUAUUGUCACACCCUUUGUUUAUAUUGUAACAACUAAAGACUGUCGAACACAUAUAUGUAGACGUUCCCGUCGUAUAGAAGCGAUGGCUACGGUGCCGCUACAUCGACAAGAGCACUCAAAUACUUAUCAUAGAAAUAUCAUACCGAGAAUGGCUCUUCCUCUGAAUAACUCCAGCUACCCUCAAGGUCAAUCAGUUAGAUAG